This is a messenger RNA of Erigeron canadensis, 1313 nucleotides long. Its product is annotated as succinate--CoA ligase [ADP-forming] subunit alpha-2, mitochondrial. Gene Ontology annotation, cellular component: mitochondrion; succinate-CoA ligase complex (ADP-forming). The transcript is spliced from 7 exons. The record is from RefSeq and is a predicted model, not a curated record. Bases 93 to 1076 code for a protein of 327 amino acids. NCBI's taxonomy places the organism in Eukaryota, Viridiplantae, Streptophyta, Magnoliopsida, Asterales, Asteraceae. Gene Ontology annotation, biological process: tricarboxylic acid cycle. Gene Ontology annotation, molecular function: succinate-CoA ligase (ADP-forming) activity; succinate-CoA ligase (GDP-forming) activity.
UCCAUUAUUAAUAAGAACAAGGUCGUUUCUUUUUUUUUUUUCUCAAUCAGAGACAGAUUUAAAGCAGCAGCCAUAUUAUCAAUAAAAGAAAAAUGUCUAGACAAACCGCCAGAUUCAUCGCCAAUCUGUCAUCAAAACUCAAAUCAUCAUCCCAAUCGCGUUCUUUCGCCACCGCUCCUCCCCCGCCCGCCGUCUUCGUUGACAAAAACACUCGCGUCAUCUGUCAAGGAAUCACCGGCAAAAAUGGUACCUUUCACACCGAACAAGCCAUCGAAUACGGCACCAAGAUGGUUGGUGGAGUUACCCCAAAGAAGGGUGGAACUGAGCAUUUAGGACUCCCUGUUUUUAACUCGGUUGCAGAUGCAAAAGCCGAAACCAAGGCUAACGCAUCUGUUAUAUACGUACCUCCACCGUUUGCUGCAGCCGCAAUCAUGGAGGCUUUGGAAGCUGAGCUCGAUUUAAUCGUUUGCAUUACAGAAGGAAUUCCACAACACGACAUGGUUAAGGUAAAGGCUGCUCUUCUUCAGCAGUCGAAAACUAGGUUAAUUGGUCCCAACUGUCCUGGUAUUAUUAAGCCCGGAGAGUGCAAGAUCGGAAUUAUGCCUGGUUACAUUCACAAACCUGGACGCAUUGGUAUUGUGUCUCGUUCCGGCACACUAACUUAUGAAGCGGUGUACCAAACCACUCAGGUCGGGUUAGGCCAAUCCACCUGCGUAGGCAUUGGUGGGGAUCCUUUUAACGGGACCAACUUUGUUGACUGCGUGAAAAAGUUCAUUGCUGAUCCUCAGACAGAAGGUAUUGUUUUGAUUGGGGAGAUUGGGGGUACUGCAGAAGAAGAUGCUGCUGCCCUCAUAAAGGAAAGUGGGACUGACAAGCCUAUUGUUGGCUUUAUUGCUGGACUUACUGCUCCACCCGGUCGACGUAUGGGUCAUGCUGGAGCCAUAGUAUCAGGCGGAAAGGGUACCGCACAAGAUAAAAUCAGGACUCUCAGGGAAGCUGGCGUCACAGUUGUGGAAUCACCAGCAAAGAUCGGAUCCGCAAUGCUUGAGGUCUUUAAACAGAGGGGUCUCGUGUAAGAAUAAUUCAUGUAUCAUGAACCCGUUUUUAGUUCCCAAUAACGAAGAUAAACAACCAGGCGAGUUUAAGCGAUUACCUCUGAGUAUUUUUAGCUAUCAUUUGUUUUUACGAAAAGCCAAGUGUCAUGGCAUUAUUUUCUCUAGUUUUGCAAAUUGAAAGUUAAGAACGUACAGUUAUUUGAAUUUGAAAACUCGAUUAUGGCUGAUUGAGUUGAAUGAACGGAACUUUUUUGUGCU